Messenger RNA from Toxotes jaculatrix (banded archerfish), 2172 nucleotides. It is a transcript of the gene c6h19orf25, whose product is annotated as chromosome 6 C19orf25 homolog. The transcript is spliced from 3 exons. The record is from RefSeq and is a predicted model, not a curated record. The coding region runs from base 180 to 503 and encodes 107 amino acids. NCBI's taxonomy places the organism in Eukaryota, Metazoa, Chordata, Actinopteri, Toxotidae.
CGCUGAGGUGCGUGCAGUACGUCUGGGCAGCUACUGUGUGUUUUCAGCAGAAUCUGCUCGUUUUCUGUCCGUUAGUCCGGUUUAAGUUGCUGCAGACAGGUUGAACAACAACUGAGAUCCACCAGAAGGUUUUCAGAAAGACGACUGAACACCGGAGGUGGAGCUGGGUCCUCGGCAGCAUGAAUAUCGUCUCUAAAAAUAAGAAGCGGGUGGUGCUGCCCAGCCGUCCAGACCCUCCCACCGUAGACCAGAUCCUGGAGGACAUCAACAGAGCCGCUCCCAAUGACCCAGUCUUCAGCAUCCUUGAGCAGACUGGACAAGACUCGUCCCGGCCUUCAGACACUGAUGUGGAGUUGAAGUUCCAGCAGUGUCGUCAGUACCUGGAGCUGAACGAGCGGCUGCAGGAGGCUCGAGGACAGCUGAUUCAGCAGAGGGAGGAGCUGAGGGCAGCAGGGGAACAGCUGGACAGAGACGUGGCAGAGGUCAAAGGUCAACCACUCUGACUACACUUCCUAUCCACAGACUCUUCUUCUAUUUUCAAUAGACUUUUUAGUGAUGGCUUCAGUGCAGAGCACCGGGUGGCCCUGACUGUUCUCUAACCAAGCUGGACCAGAACAAACCGUGACACUAGUGGUGCUUCAGGAGACCCAGUACAGGCUGUCUGUGUGUGUGAGAGGAUUGUUGCUGAUGAGGACACACAUAUCUAAUCAUAUUUAUGUGACAGGCUGUGAUGGUGCAUUCAGUGAAAAUUUCAUCUUUUUCUUCUUUUACAGCCAAUAAACACCAACCCCUCUCUACAAACAUUUACUAUACUUUGAUAUUUUUUUGUGGUUUUUAUUGCCUCAAAAAAUGCUAAAAACCUUGAGUUUGUUAAAUGAUGUUCAGAAAUCACUCCCCCUCCCUGACCGUCUUCUUACAGCAGCAGAGACAGUGUUGAGUCUGUGCAGAGUUUUUUGAGUUGUUUUUCAGAGCUGAUUAGAAAUGAAAGAGAGAAAAGUCCCAAGAUGGGAGUCGUUUCUCUGAUUAGCCCUCAUUGCUUAUCUUAGCGUCUGAUUUUCUGCCGUUUGUUUGAUGUGCAGUUUGAGGUCACAACACCGGAUUGAUCAUCUGAACGAUUAACUGUUGGAUGAUCCGAUGGAUUCCUGGCAGGUCAGAAAUGUUGGUUUGAUGUUAGUAGUUGUUGCAGUUCCACAGUCUGAUCGCUCACAACGUGAGAUGAGUAAAAUCUCAGUGUCUGCUCAGCUUCAGACAGACCUAAACAGACCCCGCUCGCAUGUCCACCGCCACAGGUACGUCCUGUGCAGGUCAGCUUCUUUCUCCUCGUUUUCUUCUUUCUGUGAAUGUGUCUGUGUAUCCAUGAUGUUUAGAAUUGUACAACAUGAGACAGCAGCAAACUGCAGCUCUCAGCUUGUCUGCUCAGUUUCUACCUGUGACUGAUUCACUUGUUUUACUCCCAUCAUGGGAAAUUCUCACACAGGCUUAAGUAGUCUAAACUCACGUGACUGCAUCUUAGCUUCAGUUUGUGCGGCCUGUAAUGAAUCAGUGUUUGUUCCUUUUCAGUUGUGUCUACUAUGGACUAUUAUAUUUGAUUAAUUUUGACAGGUAAUAAUGACCUGUCUUAACACUGUGUUUUAGGGUUCAUAUUCACAAAUAAAGUUAUAAGUCAAAUUAUAACAACUGACAUAAAAUAAAUCUUGGUCUCUGUGGUCCAGUUGUCCAUGUUCCAACACUGGCUGCAGUUGCAUUAUUUUUCUUGCCCUCUAAUCCACGUGAAUCCUCAUUUUGAAUGAUCAUUCAGGAUCUGAAUGCACCAUGAAGCUUGUCAAUUGCCUCAAACUAUGGUGGAUCUGAGAGCUCAGUGCAGCUUUGGAAUAUGACCGUUUAGAAAAAAUGCUGCAAAGUGAGGAAACACAAAUGCUGCAAGUAGCACAGAGGAAAUGUUUCCAGGGGUUACUGUGUGUGUGUGUGUGUUUCAUUUUUUUUCAGCUGCAGUGCAUUGAGCUCUCAGGGCCAACUCACCAUAGCACCUACACACAAGCUGUACAGCAUUUUUGGCUCUGCUGUUUCUUGUCUUUGCGCUGACUAUGUGCAAACGUACAAUCUUUAAAAUGCACUUUUUGUUCACUCUGAACAUGUCAGUGGACAUGAACCAAUAAAAAGCACCAUGUUGAA